UUUCGCAUUUAUAGGGAGGAAAGUCGCAGCAGCGAAUCAAAUACGCUGCUGCCUCCAUCCGAGCAUCAGGGUAAAGCUGCAAAUUGCUCGCCAACACUCAAGCGGCAUAACAGUAAAGUGAAUUUGAAUAUUGUGCUUUCACAUGCCAUUAAUUACAAAUCGUCAAACGGCAACGAGUCCAAUACCAGUGAUAUCGAAAGCGCUUCUGAAAUCACGGAGCACAAACGAAAAACAACAACAACACGAACGCUGCGCAGCGAUUUGCCUGCUCGCACUCUUGCGCCUGCCGGUAACGCCACAAACACAGCAACAACUGUCACUGCCAAUGAUACUGUCCAACAGCGGCGUGCACAAUAUCGUUCUAGUCGCAAUGUCGCAAUAAACACAAGCGUUAACUUAGCAGCCAGUGCGCCCACAGCGUAUAACGCCACUGUAGUUAUUAAUCAGCAGGAGGACGUAGUCGCCGCACCCUUGACCUCCAAUACAAGUGGUGGCGCGUUCAACGCUGCACCAUCGCUAAUCGUACAACGUCGUCCGCCUUUGGUGCGUGCUAUGUCCGCGCCGGUGCGUUCGCAUUCGCUCAAUGAGAAUAGCAAAGGUGUGUUUGCGUUUCAGAAACGUAAAUUGCGUCGUCGUAAGCCAAUCACGCGCAACGCCAGUGUUUGCGAUAAAAGUGAUGAUGAUGUACUCUUCGAUUUGAAUGGCGCUAAUGGCAAAAAACAGUCAAUACCGCGUACACGUUCCACAUUGGCGGUCGAUGUGAUUACACUGGUUUCGCUCGUCAGCUCUGAGGGUAGUGAUUCGGAAAAGGAAGAUAGCCCACCGGAAACCGGGCAGCGCAAUGCAGAACGUUCGCGUAGCACUGGUGCACCUACAUUGCGUAAGACGGGUAAAUCAGUUUCCUUCCAAGAGAACUAUCCACCAAACUUUCAACUAGCUACAAAGGAAUAUUCACAUAUGAUACGUCGUGGCUCGAUUGCACCAUUAGCUGCACGCUUACGCUCCAACCGACCACCAACAGCACCGCCAGUAUCAAUUUUCAUGAAUGAAGUAAACGGCAAUAAUGCAAUGGCAACAAAUGUCACAACAAACUUGGAAAGCAACGAUAGUGGGGACUCAAAUGCUAACAAUGUCGCGGAUGGCACGCAAAACACCGCGAAAGGCGCAGCGGAGCUUGCAAGUAAGGACAAACAAAACGAGGAAUAUAUCUACCCGGAAUACGUGCGCACGUUGAAGGAGCGCGAGUGUUGGAAAUUAUAUCGUAAAAUGUCUGUUAAAGGUGUUAGUGUCACUUAUGAGACGGUGUUGCGUGGCAUGCUGACACCGACUGAAUUCCGACAAAUACAAAAACAAAGGGAAAUUGAAGAAGCAAAAUCACGGGCUUUAGAGGAGGAGAAGGAUACAGCACUCGAACAGCAGACACCCACUUCAGCAGUAGAUCGUUUAACGCAGAAAUUGUUGAAAAAGUAG
Molecule: messenger RNA, 1470 nt
Organism: Bactrocera latifrons
Lineage: Eukaryota; Metazoa; Arthropoda; Insecta; Diptera; Tephritidae
Exons: 3
Coding region: 553-1470 (305 amino acids)
Source: RefSeq, a predicted model, not a curated record